This is a messenger RNA of Rhincodon typus (whale shark), 5770 nucleotides long. RefSeq names its product glutamate receptor, ionotropic, delta 2 (gene grid2). The coding region runs from base 535 to 3465 and encodes 976 amino acids. NCBI's taxonomy places the organism in Eukaryota, Metazoa, Chordata, Chondrichthyes, Orectolobiformes, Rhincodontidae. Gene Ontology annotation, cellular component: plasma membrane; postsynaptic membrane. Gene Ontology annotation, biological process: monoatomic ion transport; modulation of chemical synaptic transmission; synaptic transmission, glutamatergic. The record is from RefSeq and is a predicted model, not a curated record. The transcript is spliced from 14 exons. Gene Ontology annotation, molecular function: transmitter-gated monoatomic ion channel activity involved in regulation of postsynaptic membrane potential; glutamate-gated receptor activity.
ACCCGGACAUCCCCCAGACUUGUACUGCCCUCCUGCUCUGGAUUCUUCAACUGGUCCCCUCCUUCUCAACUGCAGAGAUAACCCCCCCCCCCCCCCCCCCCCCCCCCCCAUUCCUCCUCUACAGACAGGGACAUUGAAGUUAAUCUGCCCCUCUGCGUGAUACACAGCCCUGGAUUGCGCUAGUGGCUGAGUCGUUUCGAUAUUUUUUUUCUCUCUGUCGGAUUACAACUGGAUUCGCUGUAUUUCACACCGGCACAUCCAAACGUCUCAAUGCUGCAACUGAGAUUGUAGAGAGAGAGAGAGAGAGGAGGGGAAAUCUUCUGGGCACAGUGGACUAGCAGAGAAGAAGGUGCUUCGGAAUCGGAGGGACGUGGGGGAGCACACAGAGCGCGGGGCAGUGAGUGUAUCGCAGCCAGGAGAGGAAAGACGCCCCAUCUCUCUCUUUCUCUCCCUGCCAACUCUUCGCCUGACUUCCCGGAAUUAAAGGCAGCGCCCGCGGGUUGAUAGGAGGAAAUCGCACCCCCGGGGAAGGAAAUGGAAGUUUUCCCGGCCGUCUUCCUAGUGUGUGCCUUGUGCUCUUCCAGCAGCGAUGGGGUGGCCGCCGAUUCCAUCAUUCACAUCGGGGCAAUUUUUGAUGAAACUGCCAAGAAGGAUGAUGAAGUGUUUCGACUGGCUGUAACUGACCUUAACACGAAUGAGGACAUUUUACAGACGGAGAAAAUUACAUUUUCUGUGACAUUUGUGGACAGCAACAAUCCUUUUCAGGUUGUCCAGGAAGCGUGUGAUCUGAUGAACCAAGGCAUUUUGGCCCUCGUCAGCUCCGUUGGUUGCAUGUCAGCUGGAUCUCUCCAAUCCUUGUCAGAUGCUAUGCACAUCCCACACCUCUAUAUACAACGAACAACAUCUGGAUCGCCAAGGAGUGGCUGUGGUCUCACCAGAACCAGCAGGAAUGAAAACUACACUCUCUAUGUCCGUCCACCAGUGUAUCUGAAUGAAGUCAUUCUCCAAGUCAUCUCAGAAUUUGCCUGGCAAAAGUUCAUCAUUUUCUACGACAGUGAAUAUGAUAUCCGUGGGAUUCAGGAUUUUUUGGACAAAGCUUCUCAGCAAGGGAUGGAUGUAGCUCUGCAGAAAGUGGAGAACAACAUCAACAGGAUGAUCAGUACGAUGUUCGCCACAAUGCGUUUGGAAGAGAUGAACCGGUACCGUGACACACUUCGACGAGCUAUUCUCUUCCUCAGCCCACAAACAGCGAAGGCCUUCGUUUCCCAGGUUGUUGACUCCAAUCUAGUGGCUUUUGACUGUCACUGGAUCUUCAUAAAUGAGCUCGGUCGCGGCGAUGGCAUUGGCAACCGGCGAGGGGGCCCCAACGCCGACUCAAGCCGAGCUCGGCGCUUCUGCAUUGACGAGGCGGUCCUAGUGCCGACUCAUUCCUGCUGCGGCAGGGGCGCAUUUGGGCCCGGUACGAGACUUGGCGGCAUCGGCAGCGGCUGCUUCGGCGAGAUGGGCCCGAAGCUGACUCAUGGUGGCGGAGGAGUUGCGUUUCGGCCAGUGCGAUACCCAGCGACGUCGGUGAUGUCUACAUUGGCGAGGACCCAUAGUGGCAUGAACAUCGUUGGUGGCAAGAUGGUGCCAAAGACUGGCAACUUUCAUUCCAGUGGUGGUGGAGUUGGCAAGGGGGACUUGUGGCUUGCCAUAUGGAAUCCAGACUCUGGGCUGAAUGGAUCUCUAACAGACAAAAAACUGGAAAACAACAUGCGCGGAGUGAUGCUGCGGGUUGUAACUCUGCCGGAGGAACCUUUUGUCAUGGUGUCAGAAAACGUACUCGGAAGAACAAAGAAAUACUAUGGAUUCUCGAUUGAUGUCCUGGAUGCCUUGUCAAAUUAUCUGGGCUUCAAAUAUGAAAUCUAUGUGGCUCCUGAUCACAAAUUUGGGAGCCAACAGCCUGAUGGAAACUGGAACGGACUGAUUGGAGAACUUGCUUUCAAGAGAGCAGACGUGGGAAUCUCGGCUUUGACCAUCACACCAGAACGAGAGAGUGUUGUGGACUUCACUACCCGUUACAUGGACUACUCAGUGGGAUUCCUGCUGAAGAAGGCGGAGAGGACUGUCGACAUGUUCGCUUGCCUGGCUCCAUUUGACUUCUCGCUGUGGGCUUGCAUCACUGGCACAGUGAUCCUGGUGGGCUUGCUGGUCUACCUCCUGAAUUGGCUGAACCCUCCCAGGCUGCAAAUGGGCUCCGUAACCUCCACCACCCUGUACAACUCCAUGUGGUUUGUCUAUGGCUCCUUUGUUCAGCAAGGUGGAGAGGUUCCUUACACUACUUUAGCUACUCGAAUGAUGAUGGGUGUUUGGUGGCUUUUUGCUCUGAUCGUCAUAUCCUCCUACACAGCAAACCUGGCAGCUUUCCUUACAAUCAACCGCAUUGAAAACUCCAUUCAGUCGCUGCAAGAUCUUUCCAAGCAAACAGACAUUCCCUACGGCACAGUGAUGGAGUCAGCGGUGUAUGAGCAUGUUCGUGUGAAAGGAAUGAACCCGUUUGAGAGGGAUAACAUGUACGCCCAAAUGUGGAGGAUGAUCAACAGAGGUAACGGCACAGAAACCUCGGUGAAGGAUUCCCAGGAAGGCAUUCGAAGGGUGAAAGCUGGGAAUUACGCCUUUGUUUGGGAUGUGGCAGUGUUGGAAUAUAUUGCCCUAAAUAGCCCCGACUGCUCUCUGUUCACUGUUGGUAAUACCCUGCCAGAUCGAGGAUAUGGUAUUGCUCUACAACACGGCAGCCCAUACAGGGACAUUUUCUCCCAAAGGAUCCUGGAACUUCUGCAACACGGAGACCUUGACAUUCUGAAGCACAAGUGGUGGCCAAAGACAGCACAGUGUGACAUCUACUCUUCAUCCCGAGCACAACAGAAAGGCAGUGCUUUCGAUCUGGCCAGCUUCGCUGGGGUAUUCUGCAUCCUGGCUGCCGGCAUCAUCUUAGCCUGCCUCAUAGCCAUCGUGGAAAAUUGGUGGAACAGACGGAAAGGAUCUCGUGUCCCCUCCAAAGAGGAGGAUAAGGAGAUUGACCUGGAGCAUCUGCACAGGCGAGUGAACAGCCUCUGUACGGACGACGACAGCCCCCACAAGCAGUUUUCCACCUCGUCCAUAGACCUGACUCCCCUGGAGGUGGACAACAUCCCUACGCGGCAAGGUCUCGAGCAGAUCAGUGACUUCAGGAACACUCACAUCACCACGACCACCUUCAUACCAGAGCAAAUCCAGACUAUAAGCCGAAGCCUGUCUGCCAAAGCUGCCUCAGGCUUUUCAUUCGGGCCUAUGCCUGACCAUCGAACUGGGCCCUUCCGGAGCAGGGCACCAAACGGAGGCUUCUUCCGAAGUCCCAUCAAAACCAUGUCCUCUAUCCCAUAUCAGCCAACCCCCUCAGCUGCAUACAGCCUCAACAAUGAUCCUGACCGGGGCACCUCCAUAUGAAUGGUUCACCUUAAGGUUUUUUUUUUCCAGUCGGGACUCAGUUUGUGAGACCAUAGAUUUCAUGGUAGUUCUAACCUGGACGUAACUUUCUUUGUGUUUUUUUUAAAAAAAGAAAAGGGGGAAGGGUGGGGGCCAGGAUCUUAGUUUCAGCUUUUCUUUUUUCCAAAUAUAAUCGCAACAACUCCAGCCUGUUUGCCGCAACCUAUGUUUAUUUCUGCUGCAUUGGACUUCAAGGCUUUUGCUGCUGACUGUUUCACCUAUUACUUUAUGUUGGACCAAAGGCACAGUCCUGCUAGUAAAAGUAAAGAACAUUCAGGCCGCAAGUUCAGGAAUGCUAUAUUUUAUAAGGCCACGUAUAUAUGAAGCCAUCCGUGUGAUUGUAGAAAUAUUUCUGGCAUCACGUUGCAAAACAAAAACUUAAAUACUGUGUGGUCCCUGCAUUUUUUUUUUGCCAACAAAGGUUGCAAGCUUUGGAAGGUUGCAUCCUCUGCAAAUGUUUUCUGAUGUACAGUCGACAUUAAAUCUGCAGUAGUUCCUACAAGGCCAGUCCUGGCACAUCCUGGCAAUGAUUGAUUCCAAGGUGUUAGUCAGCUCAAUACUGCGGGAUAUGAAUGCCUGGAGUUCACUUUUACUGGAUGAAUCUGUGUCCUUGCUGCUGGAAGAAAUUGGAUCUCUUGAGUUUAUGGCCAUUUUUAGGAUGUUCGUAGACAGUCAGUAACAAACAUUAAACCUUCAGACUGCUUGUGCAUCUUUUGAGGAAACCACCAAAACAUAGAGUUAUGUUUCAGCAUCUUAAUUGCAGAUCCCAUUUAAAUAUUGUAUGAAGUUGGAUUUAAAUUUCUAAAAAGUCAUGAUAAUUAUGGUGUUGAGGAUGACAGCUAAUAGAACACCCAAAAAUUUAGCAAAAAUAAAAUCCAGCUGAAAUUUUAACUGAUUUGAUUCCAUUAAAUAUAUGGUCAUUGUAAAUUGAACUUGUAACAAUCAUGCAAUGGUAACACCACAGGAAGGGCCAGCUCUUUGAAAGCUCUACCCAGUUGAUUCCAUUGCCCUGCUGUGUUGCCCUCUAGUGUGGCAAUGUGUGGCUCCUUCAGGCAUUGAUCCAGUUCUCCUUUCAGUGCUCCUAUUGGAUAUGGCCUUGACUUUACUGACAGUGAAUAAAUCAAACUGGAGAAAUAUGUUGUCUAUUGUCAACUGAUCCAACAGAACCACAGUCCUUGAAAUAAUUGAAGACUUUUGUGUCACAUGGAAUGAUAUAUAGCUUUGCCAGAUCUUUAAAAUCAACUAUUUUCGAUAAAAGGUAAUGUAUUUCUCACACAAAACUCUAACAAACCAAUGAGGCCAUAGUGUAGCUAGAUAUUCACUGAACAGAUCGGAGAACAUCAUGCAUCACUCUCUAAAUGCUAGUGAAACAGUGUAGAUUAAAAGAUUUGCACAACUUUGUAGGGAGAUUGGUCAAUUUAGCUGCUUCAUGCUGACAUUGGAAGAUAAGUACAAUGACCCUCAGAAGCUAUUCUCUCUCUCUCUCUGUCUUUCUAAGUUGCAGCUUUAAACAGUUGGGUAGUUAGUCAAGCGAUAGUCAAAUUAUAACUUCAAUAUAUUUUGCAACAAAACGUGCACCUUCAUGGGAGACGAUGAACGUGCAGUAGCAAAUGUCUGGAGAUGUGGGCUCUACCUUUCACAGCCUUUCACUAUACUGUUAACUCUGUCAAGAAACUAAAGGACUGGUGAGAAAGAUUUCCUGAUCUUUAUUCAAAGAAUAUUUUUGUUAAAACAAAAAAAAAUUGAAAAUGUGUUAGGUAGAAAGCAGCUACUUUUUUCUGUGUUUGGUAUCAACAUUAGGUGUGAUUUAACUCGGACUCAUUAAUGAACUGAGAGCAACAUAUAUAUGGCUCAUGGCUGUUUCCUCUGAAUCCUCUUGUACAACACAAAUGGACUCACAUAUAGAAGUUAUAUAUUUUGAAGCUAAUUCUUCUCUUUUACCUGUUCUGAAGUAGCGUCUGAUUAUAGUUAGGUUUCUAGUUUGUACAAAUACAAUGUCUACAGUGUCAGACAACACUCCAUUUUUACAACAGGAGACAGUUUAUAGAGACUGAGGGCAAGUUAGUGGAAGCAUGCCCGACUUAUCUAAACCUUGUAACACUCAAGUUUCAUAUCAAAAGUCUCGUUAUUGAUUUUCAUUUGGAUGCAAUAUUAUAAAGACAAGCUGGAUUACAAUAAUUUACUGGGUUAGAAUAUAGUUAACCAUAAACAAUAUUUAUAGGCUUAUUUUGAUGUAAGUGUCGCAUAUAAAGAACACUUUUUUCGG